AUUCUGCCGACAUCCCGCAACGACUAGCUGCUUGAUUUAACUCAGCUACCGAUUGAUAUGGGUUACCUGAAACAAAUUGACAUUGAAAACUUUAAGUCAUGGCGAGGAAAGCAAGUUAUCGGCCCAUUCAUGCAGUUCAGCUGUAUAAUUGGUACAAAUGGCUCUGGCAAGUCCAACGUGAUGGAUGCUCUGAGCUUCGUCAUGGGGGAGAGGGCCGUGUCCCUCCGAGUGAAGCACCUCAGAGACCUGAUUCACGGAGCUCACAUCCGCCAACCAGUCUCCAACACCGCCCGCGUCGCCAUGCGAUACUUCGACGACGAGGACCAGGAGACGGUCUUUAGCCGGAUUAUCAAUGGUGACUCCUCUGAGUAUCGCAUCAAUGAUGUACAUGUUAGUUUUGCCGUAUACAUGGAGGGCCUUGAGAAGAUUGGCAUCGUGACCAAAGCUCAAAACUGCCUUGUGUUCCAGGGGGCAGUGGAGUCCAUAGCUUUGAAGAACCCGAAGGAGAGGACCAAAAUGCUGGAGUGUAUCAGUCAGUCUAAGGAAUAUGCUGCAGAAUACCAGAAGAAAAAAGAGGCCCUUUUGAAGGCCAAAGAGGACACGCAGUUUCAGUACAAUAAAAAGAGAUCUGCCACUGUUGAGAGGAAACAGGUGUCUCAGGAAAAAAUCGAGGCUCAGAAGUACCAGGCCUUGGUGGAUGAACUCCUCCAAAACCGUCUGCAGUUGACCCUUGCUGAGCUUUACAAUAAUGAGAAGGGCAUCAGUGCUCUCAGUGACACACUGAGGGAGAGACAAGAUGCUGCUGCUGCUAAGAACAGUCAACUGGUGAACUGCGAGGAAACAUUCAAAACCCACAAGAAGGAACAUGGACGACUCAUGAGAGAACAGCAGCACAGUGAGAAGGAGAUCCGAGCCCAGGAACAUAUCCUGUCUCAGUCUCGGUCUCAGUACAUCAAAGCCAAAGUGAACACCUCUCAUCAUGUGAAGAAGGCUGAGAAGUUGCGUGAUGCCCUGAAGAAGGGUCAGAAGCAGUUGGCUAUUAAAGAGCAGGAGCUGGCAGAGGGUCAGCAGGAGAUUACUGACCUUCAGAGGGCCUGGCGGACCUAUGAGAAGCAGGUCCAAGAACAGGGAGCAGCCAGUGGGAGAGACAUUGAGCUGAAUGAGGAUCAGUUGGAGCAAUAUAAGGAUUUGAAGGAGCUGGCCCGGAAGCAGGGGGCUGUCCUCAGCCAGCAGGUAGAGAAGCUCUUCUGGGAGGUGAGAGCAGACGGUGAGAAGAUGGCCUUCGACCAGCGUAGAAAGAAGGAAGUGGAGGCUGCCAUCAAGAACAAUCAAACUCAUCUGGAUGAUUUGACAUGCAGAGCAGAGAAGAUAGAGGAGUACACCAAGACGUGCAUGGCAUCCCAAGAGGAGUACCGUCGGCAGGAGGAAAGCCUGAGUGCAGAGCUGCAUCGAGGUCGCCGCCGUAGUGAGUUGGUGAACCAGGAGCUGGGCCAGGUGAUGGAGGAGCUGGGGAACGCUCGCCUGGACCGGCAGGAGAGCAAACGGCAGCUGCAGCGCAAAGAGCUGCUGGAGAAGCUUCGCAGACUCUACCCCGAGACUGUGUGUGGCAGACUGUCUGACCUGUGCAGCCCUAUCCAUAAGAAGUAUCAGCUGGCUGUCACUAAGGUCUUUGGACGCUAUAUGAACGCUAUCGUGGUGGCAACAGAGAAAAUAGCCCGUGAUUGUAUCGCUUUCAUCAAGGAGGAGCGAAUGGAACCUGAAACCUUCCUACCCAUCGACUACUUGGAUGUGAGUCCUCUGCAUGAGCACCUGAGAGAGGUGCCUGGUGCUAAGAUGCUGGUGGAUGUGGUGCAGGUUAAGGCUGCCACAGGUGCUGCUCAGCUGAGGAAAGUGGUGCAGUUUGUCUGUGGAAAUACCCUGGUUUGUGAAACCAUCAAAGAAGCCAGGAGUGUGGCCUUUGACAGACGUGAACGCGUUAAGACAGUAGCCCUGGAUGGGACACUGUUUGCAAAGUCGGGUGUAAUUUCUGGAGGCUCCAGUGACCUGCGGACCAAAGCUCGGGUCUGGGAUGAGAAGGACAUGAUGAAGCUGAAGGAACGCAAAGACCAGCUUACCACAGAGUUACGCGAUCUGAUGAGGCUUAGGAGGAAGGAGUCAGACCUGAAACAGAUCAUUGCUCAAGCUCAGGGAGUUCAGAUCCGCCUCAAAUACUCCAAAACUGAGCUGGAAAAUCUCAAGAAGAAAAACAUCAUAAAAUGCCAAACGGAAAUUUCUCGUAUGGAGAGUGAGUUAGCAAACCUAGACUCUCAGAUUCAGAUGCAGCAGGAGAGUGUGGAGGCAAAGACUGCAGAGAUGAAGAUGAUGAGACUUCAGAUUUGCCAGAUGGAGGACUUGGUGUUUUCUGAUUUCUGUGCUGAGAUCGGUGUCGACAACAUCAGAGAGUAUGAGCAGGAGCACUUGAAACAGCAGGAAGAGCUUGACAAGAAACGCCUGGAGUUUGAGAGUCAGUAUGUUCGCCUGAAUGCACAACUUGAGUAUGAGCAAGUCCAACUGGCGCAGCAUAAGACGAACCUCUACAAAAUGGAGGAGACCAUCAAAAAGGAGGAGGGAACCAUGGCUGAACAGAGAAAGGAGGAGAAGAAGCUGUUGAUGGUGGUGGAUGAGGGUCAAAAUAAGCUGCUGGAGCUGAAGAACCAGCUGCUCUCUAAGAAAAGCCAGGUGUCUGCUGUCAAAUCUGAGCUGGACCAGAGAGCUCGAAGUCUUCAGGGGAUUAACAAGGAGUUGGUGAAGCUUCAGCAGGAAGUGAUGACUGCAGAAACUGCUUUGGAACAAAAACGCUUGGCCAGACAUAACUUGCUGCUGGUCUGCAAAAUCCAGGGCCUGCCCAUCACUCUGCUGUCAGGAAACCUGAAUGACAUCACUGAGGUGCAGCUGGACACAGAAUCUGAAAGCUCUUCUUGGACUUUGGACAUCUAUGAGAGAGAGGCACAGAUAAUAAUCGACUACUCUCUAGUGCAGGCAGAGCUCAGGACGCUAAAGAGUGAGAAAGAGAUGGAGGACUAUCUGGAGAAACUGAAGCAAUCAGUGACCUCUGUGGAGGGAGUGCUACAUCGCACCGCUGCCCCCAAUCUAAAAGCUCUGCAGAAAAUGACUGAGGUGAAGGACAAGUUACAGGGAGUGACAGAAGCCUUUGAUGCCAGCACCAGAGCAACCAGGAAAUGCAGUCAGGAGUUUGAGCAGGUGAAAGCGCAGCGCUUCCGCCUCUUCAGCCAGUGUUUUGAGCAUGUGUCUGUGGUGAUCGAUCAAAUCUAUAAAAGAAUAUGCAGGAACAGCAGCGCACAGGCUAUUCUGAGUGCAGAGAAUCCAGAUGAGCCAUACUUGGGUGGCAUCAACUACAACUGUGUUGCACCAGGAAAACGUUUCAUGUCCAUGGACAAUCUGUCUGGUGGAGAAAAGGCCAUCGCUGCCCUGGCCUUGUUAUUCGCCAUACACAGUUACCGUCCUGCUCCUUUCUUCAUCUUGGAUGAGGUGGAUGCAGCCCUGGACAACACUAACAUCAGCAAGGUAACCAGUUUCAUCAGAGAGGUGUCGAGGGAGAACACGCAGAUCAUUGUCAUCUCCUUGAAGGAGGAGUUUUUCUCCAAGGCUGAUGCUUUGCUGGGAGUCUAUUCAGAUUUUGAUGAAUGCAUGUUCAGCCGCAUUCUGACCCUGGACCUGCGUCCUUACCCUCUGGUUGAAGAUGAGAACGGGAAACAUGCUGAAAAGAAGUCAAGACAAGAGAGAAAAGUGGAAGCACCGGCAUAAAGCUAUAUCCUCAAUGUUUUUUUUAUAUCUUUGGGCUAGUUGUCAGGGAGAAGUAGUUAUACUAAAUACCAUAUUCUUCUCUCUAUGUUCUACUACUGGCUGCUUUUGCUGUAGGGUUUUAAUGAACUGCCCGGUUUCUGCUUGAUUGGAUUUUCAAACCAGUUCAUGAGCAAGUUGUUUUAACAUUUUUACAUUUUGGUCAAUGUGGGAGGAAGAAUACACCCAUAUAGAGCCUAAAACACACAAAUGACAGCAUUUGAAGAGAACGUGUGUUUCUUAAUGUGUUAGUUCUCAGUUCUUCCAGGUUGGUAAAUGUUGGUAUAUUAACUUCUUUUUACUUGAUGUAUUUUGUGUGAAGUUAUGCUUCAAAACAUGUCAAAUUAUUAAAUUGGAGAGAUGACACAUGUCAGUGUUUCAACACUGUCAUACUUUGCCAAUGUUUUAAUUUAGAUGUAAACUGUUAUAUCAUUCCUUGCUCUUCAUAUUGUUAUUAGUAUUGCUAAUAAAUAGAGUAACAGAGAAGAA
Molecule: messenger RNA, 4329 nt
Organism: Mugil cephalus (flathead mullet)
Lineage: Eukaryota; Metazoa; Chordata; Actinopteri; Mugiliformes; Mugilidae
Gene: smc1b
Product: structural maintenance of chromosomes 1B
Exons: 25
Coding region: 58-3804 (1248 amino acids)
Biological process (GO): sister chromatid cohesion
Cellular component (GO): nucleus; cohesin complex; chromosome
Molecular function (GO): DNA binding; ATP binding; ATP hydrolysis activity
Source: RefSeq, a predicted model, not a curated record